GUUGGUCCUGUCGUCUGUCAGUGGAGCUCAGUCAGCAGACAGUCGGUCCGUCCGGUCAGCUGGUCCCGUCCAAUCGUGUUAAAAGCUACCCGAUGGUAAGCCGAAGGCGAAACACCCGAUAGAACCCGGGUCAAUCGAGCCUCGAUCGUCAAGGAUCGUUGAAAGAAAACGGCGGCCCGCGCGCCGCAUGUGCGCGAGUGUAAAAACUUCUCCACCGGAAACACCAACGACACGGUGCGAGGUGCCAACUAAAUCGAACGGCAGAGGAACACGGAGUGGCGGAGGGAAACGAAGGAAGAGGAUAGAAACGCGACGGGGACGGUGUACACCUGGUCAGGCAGGAAAUGACUAUAUCGUACGCGAGCGAAGUGCCAAAUGGCUCCAGCUUCGGCUGCUUCUGGAGGAUCUUGGUCAAAUGGAGGGGAUCCGUUUACAAGCUAAUCUGGCGAGAAUUGUUGGCCUACCUGUUCGUCUACUACGUCAUCAAUUUCACGUAUCGAUAUGCGUUGAACGAGCAGCAGCGGGUAAUCUUCGAAAAGAUCCGAUACUACUUCGGCAAUUCUAGCGAAUCGAUACCGAUGUCGUUCGUGUUGGGAUUUUACGUGAGCCUGGUGGUGAAGCGGUGGUGGGAACAGUACAAGCUACUACCCUGGCCCGACAACCUGGCCCUUUUCAUCAGCGCGGCUAUCCCUGGUAACGACGAAAGAGGCAGACUGAUGAGGAGAAACAUCGUGAGGUACGCGGUACUCGCGUACGUCAUUACGCUGCAAAGGAUUUCGUUGCGCGUUAAGAGACGAUUCCCCACGCUUCAGCACAUCGUAGAUGUUGGUCUGAUGAUGGAAUCCGAGAAGAAGAUCUUCGAAAUGAUGAACAAGAAGGCGGCGAUGUCCAAGUAUUGGAUGCCGCUCGUCUGGGCGACCAAUAUCAUAAACAGGGCGAGGAGGGAAGCCUUGAUAACCAGCGACCAAGUAGUGCAAACCCUUCUAGUCGAGUUGAGCGACAUCCGGAAGAGGCUUGGCGCGCUCAUCGGUUACGACACCGUUUGCGUCCCUCUCGUCUACACGCAGGUGGUCACGCUAUCGUUGUACGCGUAUUUCUUCUCCGCCUUGCUCGGCAGACAAUUUAUCGAGCGAACUGACGUCGGAGGCGGCAAAUACGAGGAACCUGACAUGUAUUUCCCAUUUUUCACGGCUUUGCAGUUCUGCUUUUACGUGGGAUGGUUGAAAGUCGCCGAGGUAUUGAUCAAUCCUUUCGGCGAGGACGACGAUGAUAUCGAGCUAAAUUGGCUGAUAGAUCGCCACAUCAAGGCCGGGUACAUGAUCGUGGACGAAAUGCACGAGGAGCAUCCGGAACUGUUGAAAGAUCAAUAUUGGGACGAGGUGGUGCCCAAAGAUCUACCGUACACGGUGGCGAGCGAGCAGUAUCGAAGGGAGGAACCGAAGGGUUCCGCGGAGCAUUACAAGGUGAAAGACAGCGAUGCACUGUACGCGAACGUGAUGCUGGGCACACAGAUUCACAAUCACGUUCAGCAUCGCAAGACCCACCAGGACGACAUGUACGCCGAUUACGAGAGCGUCGAUACACCGUUGGUCGAGCGAAGGAAAAAUUGGCUGCAAAGACAAAUCACCAGGAUGGGCUCCGUUCGCAGCUCCUCGACCACGUACAGCAGCGGCGGUGGUUUCUUCUCUAGAAAUCGUCACAACAGCGUUUACAGCAGCCCCGAAACCGGAGGUUUACCCCAGACCAACAAUCCAAAUCUCAAGAUGUCGUUGUACGAUCGGCUGGUAGGGAGGAAAAGCAUUCGAAGUCAAAGAAUGGGUCGACAAGGCAAGUGUUCCCUCCCCCUGGUUCGAUGAGACGAUGAAUAUAGAUCGAAUGAAAAAAAAAAAAAAAAAAAAAGAAAAAGAUAUAGGAAAUUUCUGGGUGAACGCGAUUAAAGCGCGAUUAUUCGCGAUCGUACGAUCAACAGAAGUUCAGUUUUGAAAUAACGUUCAUUGUAACGACGAUCGAUGAUCGAUUUCGAUGCUAUUUAAACGGUAAUGAUGCAACCUUACGUAACGCUCGUACGUACGCGUGUUAACAGGAUCUGUAACUCGAAUGAAUUAACGUUUACUAUCGGUGGAUUGUUCGAGCUAAUUCCACGCUAUUCUCCGUGAAAUCGUUCGAAAGA
Messenger RNA from Apis dorsata (giant honeybee), 2170 nucleotides. RefSeq names its product bestrophin-4 (gene Best2). Gene Ontology annotation, molecular function: chloride channel activity. NCBI's taxonomy places the organism in Eukaryota, Metazoa, Arthropoda, Insecta, Hymenoptera, Apidae. The record is from RefSeq and is a predicted model, not a curated record. The transcript has 9 exons. The coding region runs from base 345 to 1856 and encodes 503 amino acids.